Schistosoma intercalatum is the source of this 2568-nucleotide messenger RNA. Lineage: Eukaryota; Metazoa; Platyhelminthes; Trematoda; Strigeidida; Schistosomatidae. The record is from the annotation of a GenBank genome assembly.
AUGUGGGCUUUAUUUUCUAAAAACGCUACUGACUGCAAAAUUAUACAAGAUGAGGAAUCCUCAGAAAAAAUUUGCAGCUCUUUGCAGGAUACAAGAAAAUCUACCACAAUAAACAAAACUGAGGAGUUGAGUGAUGGUGUGGCCAGUUUUUUGGGAAGCCCAAUCAUUGAUCAGUCAUUGGUUGAUCUUGCAUUGAAAAUUCCGAAAUGUUUAUCUGUUUCCCGGGUUCUUGUUUUAUACACCGGUGGUACUAUUGGAAUGAAAUGUGUAAAUGGUUCUUAUUGUUCUGUGGAAAACUUUUUUCUUUCUACCCUAUACAAGAUGCCUACAUUUUGUGAUUCGGAAUUUCAGGUUCAUAUAAACCAAUUUAACAUUGAACACCUACAUCACAGACUAUCAAAAACUAACGUUUCACCUCAUACACGUAGUACUCAUUCAAAAUUUUCAAAACGUGAAUCCAGUUUAACUGAAUCAGACCAUAUACAAACUUAUGCUUUACCUAUUGAUAAAACUGGACAUCGUAUUUUAUAUACAGUUGUAGAAUAUUGGCCAUUAUUAGAUUCAUCUGAUUUGAGUAUGAAUGAAUGGAAGCGUAUAGCACAAGAUAUUUACGCAUUUUAUAAUGAAUUCGAUGGAUUUGUUGUAUUACAUGGGACAGAUACACUUGCUUAUACAGCAUCAGCUUUAUCAUUUAUGUUAGAGAAUUUAGAUAAACCAGUUGUUUUAACUGGAGCACAAUUACCGGUAUUCGAAUUUCGUAGUGAUGGAUGGAAUAAUUUUCUUGGUGCAUUAAUGAUCGCUGGUGGAAAUUAUGCAAUUUGUGAAGUCACAGUGUUAUUUCAUGAUAAAUUAUUUCGUGGCUCUAGAAUAGUAAAAUGUUCAAGUAAUAAUUUUGAUGCAUUUGUGUCACCAAAUUAUCCACCGAUUGCUGAAUUAGGAACUGAAAUAACCGUUAAUUAUGAUUUAAUUUUUCGAAAACCUGGAUUACAUAAACCAUUUUGUAUUCAUACAAAUUUAUGUCAAGAUGUUGCAAUACUAAAUAUAUUUCCAUUAAUAUCUAAAGAACAUAUUAUUUCAAUGUUAUCACCUCCUAUUAAAGGAGUUGUUCUUCGGACAUAUGGAGCUGGUAAUAUUCCAUCUUCCCGUCAGGACCUACUGGAUGCACUAAAAGAAGCUUCUGAUCGUGGUAUACUUAUGGUGAAUGUCACACAAUGUUGGCGUGGUGGCGUUAAAGCAGUUUAUUCAACUGGGAUGGUUCUCAAUGAAUAUGGUGUAACUCCAGGAUAUGAUAUGACAACUGAAGCAGCACUUAUCAAAUUGGCCUAUAUAUUGAGUAAAACAGAAAAUAAAGAUUAUUCCUGUAAACGUGCAAUGUUAUUAAAUAGUUUGAGAGGUGAAGUGACAGUUGAAGGAGAAGACUCUAGAGCAGCUAAUUUAUCACUAUAUAACAUAAAUUGUUUAAAUCAAGAUAGAAAUCUUAUGAUAUAUUUCGCCAAAUUAUUCUCAACAGCUUCGUUAGAUGAUUCUGAAGGUAUUGGUUCAAUGUGGGUUCAGCGUAUAGUACCGACACUUGCGUGUUGUGCAGCUGCAUCAAAUAAUUUGUCAUGUUUAAAAGAAAUGUAUCAUAUAAUUGGACAUUUACAGUUAUUUGACACUGAAGGAUGCACACCACUGCAUAAAUCAGCUUUAUAUGGUCAUAUUUCAGCGACAAAAUAUUUAUUAGAAUGUGGUGUAUCAGUUCAUAUUGCAGAUAAAAGUGGAUAUACCCCACUUCUUUGUGCUUUAAAUAGUCUAAUGCUAUCUUCUGGAUUAGUACAGUUACUAUUAGAUGUUGGUGCUGUAUUAAAUUCUGAGAGUCAACUUGUCACUAAAUUGGUUCAUCAAGCAGUUUCAGAUGGUGAUAUUCAAAGGUUACGCUUAUAUCAAUUAUGUGGAUAUUCAUUUUAUAUGAACACAUUAACAAAACAGUACGUUAUCGGAAUAGCGGGGGCAUCGAAUUCUGGAAAAACAACGAUGACUGGAAAACUUACUGAAUAUCUACAAUCUAUUGGCUACAAUGUUACAUGUUUACAAAUGGAUGAUUAUUACUGGCCUCAUAACGAUAAACGUCAUAUACGAGACCCUAUUACAAAUGAACCAAAUUUCGACUGUGAAUCAGCAAUUAACUGGGAAGGCAUAAUUACUUUUAUUAAAUUAUGGUCUGAAGCAAAGGUGUUGGAAGAAAAAAUCAGAAUACUUUUAAUUGAAGGAAUACUGAUAAUGAAUAAAAUAGAACUUCGGAAUAUGAUGGAUUUGCGAAUAUUUCUGAAGAUAACUUAUGAAAAUAUGUUGCAGAGACGAAAGCUAAGAAAAUAUAAUACACCGGACCCACCAAAUUAUUUUGCUAAAUAUGUUUGGCCAACAUAUCUAAGAACGCUAGACAUCUUGGAGUAUUCAAAAGACUCUAUAUAUUAUUUUGAUAGCAAUAAUGGGGUUGAGACCCUAUUUAAAGAGAUUUGUCAAUGUAUCAAUGAAAAAAUAGAUAUAGCGAACGAAAAAGACAAACAUUUCGAUGAAUUCCCAGAAUAA